AUGUUCGAACACGGAACGGGUAUCCAAUGGCAUGCCCAGCGCUUAAUCGUUUUCGAUACCACUUCCGGGUUAUGCCAGGAACUUACCGGAUCGACAUCCAUUGAGCUUGUUUCCCGGCCGUCUUCCACAUUCCGACCCGGUGCAUGCAACCCAGCACCGAAGCGUGUGCUUCUUCUGACCAAUUCGGAGCACGGCCAGGCCAAUGUCUUCCUGGCAACCAGUUAUGCCCUACUCACGCUCGAGGACGAGGACGUUAAAGUCCACUUUGCUUCGUUUCAGCCAAUACAAUCCUUCGUCUCGGCCACCUCCGAUCAUGCCCAACAGGACAAGCCCGGGGCGCGGCCCAUCGUAUUCCACACCAUAGACGGCGUUGAUAUGGUGUCAGCUUGGACGCGCCCCGAAAUCGCCGCAGAGCAGGAAGCCUUGAAGAACCGCAGCAUCAUCCCACUCGUACACGACAUUAGACGGACGUUGAUGGUCCUCAAAGUCACCCUUCCCUGGACAGGGCCAGAGUUUGUCCAGAUCAUGCAGUCCGUUAUCAGCAUCGUUGACGAUGUCCAACCGGACGUCAUAGCAGUCGACCCAUGUUUCUCCCCAGCCCUCACCGCCCUCCGUCAUAGCAAAGCAAAGUUCACAGUACUGUCCCCAAACACCAUCAAAGACUUUGCCAUCCCCUACCAACCCAACGCCGAAGCCCUCUGGAAAUACCCCAGGGAUGGGGUGGUUAGGAUUGUGGAUUGGUUGGAGGCGGAGCCGAUGGCGGUGUUGGAGACGGGGGUGGUGGUGUGUGCGGUGCAUCAUGGAGGGGCGAAUUCGUUCUUGGAAGCCGUUUGUGCUGGAGUUCCGCAGGUGGUCCUCCCUGUGUGGAUGGACACGUUCGACUUUGCUCGGAGGGCGGAACUGCUCGGCAUCGGUCGAUGGGGUAACAGGCUCACCCGCAAACUCUGCGAGGAGAAGGAACUCGGGGCCAUACUGACCGAGGUCGUCGCCGGGGAGAAGGCGCCGGCCUAUGCAGGGAAGGCGAAGGAACUGGCUGCGCUAUGCAAGGAGUCAGGGGGCGGAAGAUUCUUCUUACCCUCGGGCCAGCUUAUUCCGUGA
This is a messenger RNA of Chaetomium fimeti, 1098 nucleotides long. RefSeq lists its product as uncharacterized. The transcript has 5 exons. The record is from RefSeq and is a predicted model, not a curated record. The coding region runs from base 1 to 1098 and encodes 365 amino acids. NCBI's taxonomy places the organism in Eukaryota, Fungi, Ascomycota, Sordariomycetes, Sordariales, Chaetomiaceae.